Molecule: messenger RNA, 771 nt
Organism: Prunus armeniaca (apricot)
Lineage: Eukaryota; Viridiplantae; Streptophyta; Magnoliopsida; Rosales; Rosaceae
Source: the annotation of a GenBank genome assembly
AUGAGUGUACAAGAUGAACAAGAAUGGCCAGAGUGCCGCCUCCUCUUCACUGUUCUCUCGUCUUCUCUUCUUAUCUCGACUCAUUGUUGUUUUUUCGGUACUUGCGUUGCUCUCUCAUCACAAUAUCAGGAAGGGCUCUCUAACGCAGUGCGAGAGAGACCUCGACCUUCUUUGUUUGCCGCCGUCUCUUCCUCUAGUCGUCAGCUCAACUUCGCAACCAUGAUCAUCCCAGAGAAGAACAGGAGAGAAAUCUCCAAAUACCUAUUCCAAGAGGGAGUGUGCUUUGCAAAGAAGGACUAUAACUUGGCAAAGCACCCAGAAAUCGAUGUGCCAAAUCUGCAGGUGAUUAAGCUGAUGCAGAGCUUCAAAUCCAAGGAGUAUGUGAGAGAAACUUUCGCUUGGAUGCACUACUACUGGUACCUGACCAAUGAUGGUAUUGAGUUUUUGAGGAACUACCUCAACCUUCCAUCUGAGAUUGUCCCUGCAACUUUGAAGAAGCAGGCCAAGCCUCCUGGUCGUCCCUUGGGCCCAUCUGGUGACCGCCCACGUGGCCCACCUCGCUUUGAUGGAGGAGAACGCAGAUUUGGUGACAGGGAUGGGUACCGUUCAGGUCCUCGUGCACCAGGGGGUGAUUUUGGUGACAAGGGUGGAGCACCUGCUGACUACAGACCUUCUUUCGGGGGUAGUAGGCCUGGCUUUGGUCGUGGUGCCGGUGGAUCUGGUGGAGCUGGUGGUUUUGGUGCUGGCCCAGCGAGCUCUGAUCUCUCCUAA